Messenger RNA from Vanrija pseudolonga, 1035 nucleotides. RefSeq names its product putative nitrilase (gene SPCC965.09). Lineage: Eukaryota; Fungi; Basidiomycota; Tremellomycetes; Trichosporonales; Trichosporonaceae. Gene Ontology annotation, molecular function: beta-ureidopropionase activity. The record is from RefSeq and is a predicted model, not a curated record. The coding region runs from base 1 to 1035 and encodes 344 amino acids. The transcript has 4 exons.
AUGCCCAACACGAUCAAGAUUGCCAUCGCCCAGACAUAUGUCCAGUCGGCAGACGAGGGACCGGCAAAGCUCGAAAAGCCGCACACAACAACCCCGUUCCCUACCCUCGACCAGAACCUGAUUGAUGUGUCGGCCCGUGUCGCCGAGGCCGCAAAGCUCGGCGCGGACGUCGUCUGCUUCCCCGAGUACUUUUUGCAGGGCAUUGUCAACGAGGGACGCCAGUACCUCACGUUCCCCUCGACGCACCUCACGUCGUUCCUUCAGACGCUGGCCAAGCAGCACCACAUCAGCAUUGUCGGCACGAUCGUGCACGGCGUGCUCCCCGAGUCGGCGGCCUUUUCCCACGCCGCGUUCCCCUCGGGAUCUCCAUUCGAGCACCUGCACGCCAACACCAACCCGGGCAAGAUUACGCCCGCGCAGCUCGAGUGGGCCAAGUGGCUCGAGCAGCACCCCGCCACGGUCGAGGACAAUGCGCGCCCCGUGCUGAGCAACACGGCCUUCUUUAUCGACGAGAACGGAAACGUCGUCGGCGAGUACGUCAAGCAGAACCUCUGGCACCCCGAGCGCCUGUACCUCACCCCUGGUGGCAAGCAGAACAAGGCGUUUGACACCAAGUGGGGCAAGGCCGGCAUGCUCAUCUGCUGGGACGUCUCGCACCCCCUUGCGGCCCAGAAGCUCGUCGACCAGGGCGUCAGCAUCGUGUUCGCGCCAACGUACUGGACCGCCACCGACAGCGAGCCCCACGUCUCGCGCCACCCCCACCCAGACGACUACGAGACGUCGGUGCUCUCGGCUUUGUCGUAUGCGCGCUCGUUUGAGACUGAGACCGUCUGGGUGCUGAGCAACGCCGGAGGCCCCGCCGAGGAGGGCUUCAUGGGCGGCUCGGCCGUGUGGGCGCCGCUCCGUGGCCGUGUUGGCGGAUUCCCCAAGAGCGAGGUUGGCGUCAGGCUGGUCGAGGUCGACAUUGACGUGCUCAACGACGGCCGUGACCUGUACAAGAUUCGCGAGGACGCCAGCCGCAACAAGGUGGCUUAG